Messenger RNA from Ruditapes philippinarum (Manila clam), 1164 nucleotides. RefSeq lists its product as uncharacterized. NCBI's taxonomy places the organism in Eukaryota, Metazoa, Mollusca, Bivalvia, Venerida, Veneridae. The transcript is spliced from 4 exons. Gene Ontology annotation, molecular function: pyridoxal phosphate binding; L-2-aminoadipate:2-oxoglutarate transaminase activity. The record is from RefSeq and is a predicted model, not a curated record. Gene Ontology annotation, biological process: biosynthetic process. The annotation marks the transcript as partial.
CAACUUCAUGCAUGGAAUUUGUGUACUUUAAUUCUCUCUUUGUUUUCAAGGUCAGAUGAAGAUUUUCAAGGAAAUGUUUUGUCAAACUGCACAUUUUCCAAAAUUCUUGCCCCAGGAUUGCGGUUGGGUUGGAUAGAGGCACCACCUAGAAUCAUGAAAUAUAUAGAAACAAGUAAAGUGGCAUGGAGUGGGGGCUCGUUUAAUCAUUACACAUCAAAGGUUGUGGCAACAGCUUUGAAGAAGGGUUUCUUAACAUCACAUGUGCAACUACUGAGAAAAGACUACACAGAGAGAAUGCAGGUUGCUUGUGAAGUACUGUCUCAAAAACUUCCAGAAUCAGUGAAGUAUAUAAAACCAGAGGGAGGUUUCUUUAUAUGGCUGGAGUUACCUGCCCAUGUUGAUGCCAUGGAACUUUUGCAGCUUGCUGUUGACAAAUAUAAAAUUAACUUUAUAUUUGGUGCAAGCACAUCACCAACAGGAAGUUGUAAGAACUGUGCCAGGUUGUCUAUAAGUUUCUGUAACAAGUCACAGAUACAAGAUGGUGUCACAAAGUUCUGUGAUGCACUCAAAGAAAUGAUGAACACAUAAAUUGAGACCAUUGAAAUACAAUAUUUUAAUGUGAAUCAAUCAGCUAUAUACUCAAGUGCAAUAGUAACAUGUUUUAAAAAUGUUGUGAUAAUUUGUUUUUACCUAAAUAGUUAGGGAUUUUAUAUUGAUUAGAUUUUAUAACUGUUGUAGGUUCAAAUCUUGCUGCAGCUUUAGAUUCAUUCUUAUAAGGAAGCUAUGUAGCUUGCUGAAAUAAGGUUGAUGGUUUUACUUGAGUGUCUGCUUAUGCCUAAAAUAAUGAUGAGGUUUUCCUACAUCGGUAUAGCUGCAAAGACAUCCUAUAAUCUUUACAGUAUCGGUAUGACUUUAAUCAAAUCAAAAUUUAUUUAUUGUCGGUAUAUAUAUAUAACAUUUUACAAAAUUUAAGCUAUUAAACUUUCCCUUCCCAUUUAAUAUAUCAAUUAUGUUGUAUUAUUUUCUCAAGAGUUCGAAUUGAUAUUGGUUAUAGACUUUUUCUGUUUUCUGAUUUAUUACAGAGCUGGAAAAUAAAGAUGGAAGAAAACCAUUUGAGUCGCGUCACGACAAAACCAACAUAAUGUGUUUGCGACCAGCAUGGAU